This is a messenger RNA of Tilletiopsis washingtonensis, 1182 nucleotides long. RefSeq lists its product as hypothetical. The transcript is spliced from 4 exons. Bases 1 to 1182 code for a protein of 393 amino acids. Gene Ontology annotation, molecular function: ATP hydrolysis activity; ATP binding; GTP binding. Gene Ontology annotation, cellular component: cytoplasm. The record is from RefSeq and is a predicted model, not a curated record. NCBI's taxonomy places the organism in Eukaryota, Fungi, Basidiomycota, Exobasidiomycetes, Entylomatales.
AUGCCCCCCAAGAAGCUCGCGCCCAAUGAGCGCGCCAAGCUCGGCCGCCCGAGCAACAACCUGAAGAUGGGCAUCGUCGGCCUGCCCAACGUCGGCAAGUCGUCGCUCUUCAACGUCAUCGCCAAGUGCGACCUGGGCAAGAGCGCCAACUUCCCGUACGCGACCAUCGAGCCGGAAGAGGCACGCGUGCCCGUGCCCGACGAGCGCUUCCUGUGGCUCGUCGACCUGUACAAGCCCAAGUCGCAGGUGCCGGCAUUCCUGACGUGCAUCGACAUUGCCGGCCUCACCGCCGGUGCCUCGACGGGCGCCGGUCUGGGCAACGCCUUCCUGUCCAACGUGCGCUCCGUCGACGGCAUCUUCCAGGUCAUCCGCGCCUUCGACGACGCCGAGGUGAUCCACGUCGAGGGCGACGUGAACCCGAUCCGCGACAUGGAGAUCAUCAGCACCGAGCUGCGGCUCAAGGACAUUGAGUGGGUGGAGAAGAGCAUCGAGGCACAGAAGAAGCUCUGCCGCGGCGCCACGGGCCUCAAGAAGAAGCAGCUCGACGAGGAGCUGGCGACGAUGGAGAAGGCGCUCAAGAUGCUGCAGGAGGACAGCCAGGACGUGCGCAAGGGCGAGUGGGGCAAUAAGGAGAUCGACACGCUCAACGAGAUGAAGCUGCUCACCGCCAAGCCCGUCAUCUACCUCGUGAACCUGUCGGAGCGCGACUACGUGCGCCGCAAGAACAAGUGGCUGCCGAAGAUCAAGGCGUGGAUCGACGAGAACAACCCGGGCGACCAGCUCAUCCCCUUCUCCGUCUCGCUCGAGGAGCGCCUCUUUGCCCUCGGCGGGCCCGACGCCGAGGCCGAGGAGCUCAAGAAGCUCGGUGACAACAUCACCGGCGCCAUGAGCAAGAUCACAAAGGCCGGCUACGACGGCCUGGACCUCAUCCGCUACUUCACCUGCGGCCCCGACGAGGUGCGCGCGUGGUCGAUCCGCCGCGGCCUCAAGGCGCCGCAGGCCGCCGGUGUCAUCCACACGGACUUUGAGAACAAGUUCGUGUGCGGCGAGAUCAUGGCCUUUGCCGACCUGAAGGAGCACGGCACCGAGUCCGCCGUCAAGGCUGCGGGCAAGUACGUGCAAAAAGGAAAGCUCUACGAGAUGAUCGACGGCGACAUUGCCUACUGGAAGGCCGGCGGCUAG